Molecule: messenger RNA, 1222 nt
Organism: Telopea speciosissima
Lineage: Eukaryota; Viridiplantae; Streptophyta; Magnoliopsida; Proteales; Proteaceae
Product: isocitrate dehydrogenase [NAD] regulatory subunit 1, mitochondrial-like
Exons: 4
Coding region: 26-1165 (379 amino acids)
Biological process (GO): isocitrate metabolic process; tricarboxylic acid cycle
Cellular component (GO): mitochondrion
Molecular function (GO): isocitrate dehydrogenase (NAD+) activity
Source: RefSeq, a predicted model, not a curated record
CUAAAGCUAGAAGAGAUAUACACUCAUGGCUAGAACCUUGCUGAUUCUAAAGCAAAUAUUUCACAAGUUUGCAGCCUCUUCUCCAUCCGAUCUUCCAAUUCUAGGGCUGGUGUCAGGUUUCUAUCAGAAGAGACCUAUAACCUACAUGCCCCGACCUGGUGACGGUUCUCCAAGAGCUGUAACCCUGAUUCCAGGUGAUGGAAUUGGUCCUCUUGUCACAAAUGCAGUUGAACAAGUCAUGGAGGUGAUGCAUGCUCCAGUCUAUUUUGAGCGAUAUGAAGCUCACGGCAACAUGAAUAUGGUUCCCCAAGAGGUAAUUGAUUCAAUCAAGAAGAACAAAGUUUGCUUGAAGGGUGGUUUAGCCACUCCAGUUGGAGGAGGUGUAAGCUCACUGAACGUUCAACUGAGAAAAGAUCUUGAUCUCUUUGCAUCACUUGUGAAUUGUGUCAAUAUGCCUGGCGUGUUGACAAGGCAUGAUAAUGUCAAUAUUGUUGUGAUUCGGGAGAAUUCAGAAGGGGAGUACUCAGGGCUUGAGCACGAGGUUGUUCCCGGAGUUGUCGAGAGCCUGAAGGUGAUAACAAAGUUCUGCUCAGAGCGAAUUGCAAGUUAUGCCUUCGAAUAUGCUUACCUAAACAACCGAAAGAAAGUGACAGCUGUUCACAAAGCCAACAUUAUGAAGCUUGCAGAUGGUCUUUUCUUAGAAUCUUGUCGUGAAGUUGCAGCAAAGUAUCCUGAAAUUGAGUACACUGAAAUUAUUGUUGAUAACUGCUGCAUGCAACUUGUUUCAAAGCCAGAACAAUUUGAUGUCAUGGUGACACCCAAUCUUUAUGGCAACCUAGUGGCUAAUACAGCAGCAGGUAUUGCUGGGGGCACUGGUAUUAUGCCAGGAGGAAACGUGGGUGCUGAUUAUGCCAUUUUUGAGCAAGGUGCUUCAGCUGGCAAUGUAGGAAAUGAGAAAUUAGUGGAGGAGGAAAAGGCAAACCCAGUGGCGCUGCUUCUCUCAUCCGCCAUGAUGCUUAGGCAUCUCCAAUUUCCUAAAUUUGCAGAUCGAUUGGAGAAAGCAGUGAAGCAUGUAAUCUCAGAGGGGAAGUGCCUUACAAAAGAUCUUGGGGGAAGUUGCACAACCCAACAAGUGGUUGAUUCCAUCAUUAAAGCUCUGGACUGAGUGAACAGAUCCAUUAGAUUAUUUUGUCGUGCUAGAAUCUGGCUUCCAAUACAUGGA